Cyprinodon variegatus (sheepshead minnow) is the source of this 1044-nucleotide messenger RNA. Its product is annotated as claudin-4-like. The transcript has a single exon. The record is from RefSeq and is a predicted model, not a curated record. Gene Ontology annotation, biological process: bicellular tight junction assembly; cell adhesion. NCBI's taxonomy places the organism in Eukaryota, Metazoa, Chordata, Actinopteri, Cyprinodontiformes, Cyprinodontidae. Gene Ontology annotation, molecular function: structural molecule activity. The coding region runs from base 70 to 735 and encodes 221 amino acids. Gene Ontology annotation, cellular component: plasma membrane; bicellular tight junction.
GCUCCUGAUGCUCUCUUACACCUGAGCUGCUCUCAUUGUACCGUCAGAGACGCUAAGAGAUGCACAGCGAUGGCUUCCAUGGGAAUGCAGAUGACUGGCUGCAGUCUGGCGCUUUUCGGGUGGAUCGGGGUGCUUAUCGUCUGCGCUACGCCCACGUGGCGGGUCACAGCUUUCAUCGGCAACAACAUAGUGACUUCACAGACCAUGUGGGAGGGCAUCUGGAUGAGCUGUGUGGUACAGAGCACAGGCCAGAUGCAGUGCAAGGUGUACGACUCUAUGCUGGCUUUGAGCAACGACCUUCAGGGGGCCCGAGCUCUGGUGGUGGUUUCCAUCAUCGUUGGUGUUGUAGGACUUCUGAUUGCUUUUGUUGGAGGAAAAUGCACUAACUUCAUACCAGAGGAGAGGGUCAAAGCUAAGGCCAUGGUGGCCGCAGGGGCGAUCCUGAUCAUCAGCGGAGUCCUCUGCCUCAUCCCCGUAUCCUGGACUGCCAGCAUCAUCAUACAGGAUUUCUACAAUCCUCUAUUGGUGGAUGCACAAAAAAGAGAGAUUGGGGCAUCUCUGUACAUCGGCUGGGGAGCUGCAGUUUUACUGAUCCUUGGAGGAGGAAUGCUGUGUGCCAGUUGCCCCCCUAAGGAGGAACGAGCCCCCUCUGUAAAAUACCUCUUAAAAGGAUCUGGAAGAAACAGCAACGGAGAUUCAUACCGAUCUUCCACACCAACAAAGACAUAUAUUUGAGAAAACUGGAUGUUUGGUCUGUUAGAGGAAGACUUACACGUGUCAUAGAGGGGAAAAAAGCUCACAUUUAACUAAAAAAUGAAGGAAAUCUGCACUUUUAUUUUAUGAGAAUAAAAUGUAAAUGAAGACCUUUUCUGUUUGUGACUGUAUUACGUUUUGUCUUAAAAUAUGCAUAUGUUGUGUUAGAUUUAUGUUGCAGAAACUUUAUUUACUAUUAUUUGUCUGGUUUCAUUUGUACACAAAUUUAUCUUAAGAGAACUAUGGCUAUUUUAUUCUCUUUCAUUAAAAGGAACUUGUGUUGCAAAUGUU